Lonchura striata (white-rumped munia) is the source of this 2279-nucleotide messenger RNA. Lineage: Eukaryota; Metazoa; Chordata; Aves; Passeriformes; Estrildidae. The record is from RefSeq and is a predicted model, not a curated record.
CAGCAGCAUUUCUCCAUUAGCACUCCCCAGCAGCAUUUCCCCAUUAGCACUCCCCAGCAGCAGCCUCACGUGGGCUGCCCACGCCGGCGGCCGGAGCCGCUUCCUGCCUGGCACAGGGACGAGCCCAUGGCUGGCAGCGGGCAGCUGGAGCGCUGGCUCAAUGAGGCCACUGACCCGAGUACGUCAGAGGAAAACUGGGACUGCAUCCAGCGGUUCUGCGCCCAGGUGAACGCUGGCACGGAGGGCCCGUGGUUUGCGCUGAGGCUGCUGGCACACAAAAUCCAGUCCCCUCAGGAGAGGGAAGCUCUCCAUGCUCUCACAGUGCUGGAGACCUGUGUGAACAACUGUGGUGACAGAUUUCACAGUGAAAUGGCAAAAUUCAGGUUUCUGAAUGAGCUGAUUAAAGUGCUUUCCCCAAAGUACUAUGGAAUUUGGUCUUCAGAAAGAGUCAAGUCAAGGGUCACAGAAGUGAUAUUCAGUUGGACAGUCUGGUUUCCUCAGGAAGUCAAAAUCCAGGAUGCUUAUCAGAUGCUGAAGAAACAAGGGAUUGUAAAAGAAGAUCCCAAACUGCCAGAAGACAAAAUUUUACCUCCCCCUUCCCCAAGACCUCAGAAUUCUAUUUUUGACACAGAUGAAGAGAAGUCCAAGCUUCUGGCCAGGCUCCUGAAGAGCAGCCACCCCGAGGACCUGCAGGCAGCCAACCGCCUGAUCCAGAGCAUCGUCAGAGAGGAGCAAGAAAAGUCAGCUCAGGUGUCCCAAAGAGUGAACACCAUCAGUGAGGUUUCUGAGAAUGUCAAACGUAUGGAUGAGCUACUGGAGAGCUACAGGAGACAUGAAUUAUCCCCAGCUGACCAGGAGACUCUACAGGCUCUGUCCCAGCGCUGUGAGAAGCUCAGGCCGCUGCUCUUCCGCCUGGCCAGCGAGGCGGUGGCUGACGAGGAGGCUCUGGCUGAGAUCCUGCAGGCCAGUGACAAGCUCUCACGGGCGCUGGGGCAGCACAGGCAGGUUGUGGCCAGCCAGGAGAACGGGGAUGGAGCAGGUUCAGCUGCCAGCUCUGCCCGUGCACCAGCGUGCCGAGCAGCCCCGCGGCGCACGAGGAGCUACACCCUGAUCGACUUCUCCGAGCUGGAGGCCAUGGCCCAGGCCCCCCCAGAGCUCUCUGCAGACUCACCCUCAUGCUCCCGUGGCAGCACAACCUCCACCUGCCUGCUUGAGGAGGAGUUCUGGUCCUUAGGUCUCAGCAGCUCCCCUGUCAUACAGAAACCACCCCCUGAUUUUGGCCUAGCAGAGGCGAGCGAUGCUCAGCCUGCUGUGCACAAUGGAUUUAGGGGAGGUGUAAGUGCUGUUCAAACCCAGGCACCACAGGAGGGCUGGGAAGACAGCUGUGCAGGGAAGAGUGAAUUCCAGAGCCUGGAUGAACAGCUCUCUCCACCAUCCAAGACCAAGACAUUCUCUUUGGAUUUAUCACCAAUGAAAUUGCCCUUUCCAGAUCUUCCCAAUAACUCAGUGGCAGAUCCUCCACUCCUCAGCCCAGGCUAUGAUCUGAAGCCUGCUGCCUCUUUGCAUGCAGCUUCCUAUGAUGCUUCUCUAGAAAACCUUUUUGUGCCUUUAAUUUCAGUUACACCAAGCACUAUCUGCCCACUCACUGUGUAUGACAGGAAUGGUUUCAAGGCCAUGCUGCACUUCUCCAGAGACCCGGCUCCCGGCCGACCAGACGUGCUGGUGAUGGUUCUGUCCAUGCUGAGCACCUCAGCGCACCCCAUUAAGGACAUAGUGUUCCAGGCUGCAGUCCCAAAGACCAUGCAAAUAAAGUUACAGCCAGCCUCUGGUUGUGAGCUGCCAGCCUUCAACCCUCUCCUCCCGCCCGCAGUGCUGUCCCGGGUGCUGCUGCUUGCCAACCCACACAAGGAUCCCGUCCGGCUGAGGUACAGACUGAUGUUCACGCAGGGCGUGCAGCCCUUCUGUGAGGUGGGAGAGGUGACUGGCUUUCCAGAAGCAGAGCUCUGGGGCAGGAGCUGCAGUCCAGCUGGCUCGGGCACUGCCGUGUUUUUAGAUCGGGAGCGAGUGGGGACCAGCAGCGCUCCGUGAGGGCCGCAUUUCUGGGGAUCUGCCACCUCCUUCUUCCUCUUCGUGCCGGCAGGAGUGCGGACCGGCUGCUGCCCAGCCUUGCCCUGUGGCCCAGCGGCUUUACAGGAGCCUCCUGCUUGUGCCACGCACAGCUGCCGCUGCUUGUGGGCCACCGCACUUUACUUCUGAAUUAAAAAGCACAGUGAAUCGCA